This is a messenger RNA of Entamoeba histolytica HM-1:IMSS, 918 nucleotides long. Its product is annotated as aldose reductase, putative. The record is from RefSeq and is a predicted model, not a curated record. Bases 1 to 918 code for a protein of 305 amino acids. Lineage: Eukaryota; Evosea; Mastigamoebida; Endamoebidae. Gene Ontology annotation, molecular function: aldose reductase (NADPH) activity. Gene Ontology annotation, cellular component: cytosol. The transcript has a single exon.
AUGGACUUUUACUUUACAUUAAACAAUGGUUAUAAAAUUCCUAAACUUGGACUUGGAACAUGGAUGUCAGCGAAUGGAGAAGUUGGAAAAGCAGUAGAGAUUGCGAUAAAGAAUGGAUAUCGACAUAUUGAUUGUGCAAAAGCAUAUGGAAAUGAGAAAGAGGUUGGAGAUGGGAUUAAGAGUGCUAUAGCAAAGGGGUAUGUUAAAAGAGAGGAAUUAUUUGUUACAACCAAAUUAUGGAGUACUGAUAAACAUAAAGAAGAUGUUCGACCAGCAUGUCUUGAAUCAUUAAAGAAAUUACAAUUAGAAUAUCUUGAUCUUUAUAUUAUUCAUAUUCCAUUAACAGCAGAUAAGAAAACAGGAGAAUUUACUGAAGAAAUACUUCCAAUUGAAGAAACAUGGAGAGAAAUGGAGAAAUUAGUUGAAGAAGGAUUAGUUAAAAGUAUUGGAGUAUCUAAUUUCAAUAUUAAAAAGUUAGAAGAGUUAUUAGCUAUUGCUAAAAUCCAACCAGCAGUUAAUCAAUUUGAAUUUCAUAUUUAUUAUCAACGACCAAAAUUACACCAAUUCUGUAAAAAACAUAAUAUUCAUAUCACAGGAUAUUGUCCAUUAGGAAAUCCAGGAAUUAGUUCAGGAGUUCCAGCGCCAUUUGAGAAUGAAGUUGUUAAGGCUAUUGCAAAGAAACACAAUAAGAAAGCAGCACAAAUUUGUAUUAAAUUCAGUAUUGCAAGUGGACAUUCAGUCAUUCCUAAAUCAGUUCAUGAAGAAAGAAUUAAAGAGAAUGGAGAAGUAUUUGACUUUGAACUUGAUGAAGAAGAUAUGGAGAAAUUAAGAGGAUUAGACAAGAACAUAAAAGUCUGUGAUAUGUCGUUUUAUUUUAAGGACGAAAACAAAAGAAAAGAGUUUUGGGAUGAUGAAUAA